Molecule: messenger RNA, 1347 nt
Organism: Strongylocentrotus purpuratus (purple sea urchin)
Lineage: Eukaryota; Metazoa; Echinodermata; Echinoidea; Camarodonta; Strongylocentrotidae
Exons: 2
Coding region: 288-611 (107 amino acids)
Source: RefSeq, a predicted model, not a curated record
AACAGAGCAAAAUGUUUCCCUGGUUUCGGUCUGGACGCCGGCCGGCUCCUCGGGAUUAUAUAAAUCGGAAGAGUCUAGACCAGAGAGUCAUCAGAACUCGACGAGACCUAGACAAGAUAGGAACUACCUUCCUGCAAAUCUUCAAGAUCUAUAGCGACGCCACACGGGACAACAUCAAUCUCGACCUUCAGUAACAGACAACCUACUGUCUUGAAUCAGCUUCCCCGACAUCGUCAUACGUAUAAAUCUUUGUAUUAUUAAGAUUUUCUCGAGAUACGGCAGCGAAGAUGAAGACGAUCGCCGUCCUUUUCAUCACCGCGAUGACUCUUCUCUUAAAGAUUCGAGGCCCACCCGCAAAGGCCAAAGAUGUCCGACGAGAGCGACGAGGAGCAGAUGAUGACAACGGCUACGUGUACGUACCUGCUUCCGCCAUGGAGGCUGAGAGUGAGGGCGCUUUCCAGUCUGACAUCAUGAUGACGGAUGAACAAUGGGCCAGUCUCUGGGCUAUGCUCGGUGAUAACGUCCAAGGCAAUGGUGGUGAUGCGGGUAGGAGGAGAAAGAACUGGGUGUAUUUUCCCAGCAUGCUUGAUCACUUGUACUUUAUUUUAUAAUAUGUCAUGUUAACAGGACUACAAGAAAGUGCAUGUGUACCCUAAAAAGUAAUAAAAAAUAUGUAUUUUUUGUUUUGGUAUGGUCUCACAGCCCUGGGCCCCAUUUCACAAAACUUGUCAUCAGUGACAAAUACAGUUUUUGUAAUAAUCUAGUGAAAUCCUUGCUUCUGAUUGCUUAUCAGCAGGUUUGUCAUUGAUUUUUGUCAUUUGUCAUUGAAAAAGACUUUGUGAAAUGAGUCCCAGGAGAGAAACGUUCCACAUGUCUGACAUUUAGUCUAAUAACACGCAACCACAGUGAACUAUCAACCGUGCCAAAGAUAUUUUGAAAACUAUUCUCGACAAUCUGGGAAAUCCUUUUAUUUAUGCAAUGCUGCUUCAAAAAUGAAAUAGAAUCUCUUUUUGUUUUCAAUCGGAGGACAGGGUCAUGAAUUUAUUCAUCUGUAUUGCAAUUAUGCUGUCUUUUACUAUAAAUAAUGUGAAUGAACAGGCAGUUUCCUCAUAGAUAUUAUGAAAAUACAUUGCAUAUUACUCCCAGUUCACAAUUUUGUAUUUAUUUUGUAUUUAUUAACAUUUUUUUUCCUUUAAACAUUACAAUAUGAAACACAAUGUAUAUAUAUAUAUUAUAUAUGUAACAAUGAUUUCAACAUAGAGUAUACAGUAAUAAUUCAGAUACGGAAGGAGGCGAAAACCCGAAAAUCACAAUUACCUGUGAUACAGCUGUAAAUGCCCCCCCCCC